GGGUAGGGGUGGGAAUAAUAUUUGUUUAAAUUUCUCUGUAAAAAAAAAAAACAAUAAAAACGGUAAGGAGACAUGGCUUUAAACAGCAUUUUCAUGCAAUUCAUGCCAAUGCCUCUAGAAGGUGCGAUUGCAGAGGGCUUAAUGGGUUUCUGUAAGUUUAGGGUAAUAGUGGUAAAGUCCAUUGAGAGCAGAUGGUCAAAGAGCAGACAGCUCUGAUGUAGUUGUAUGUAGUUGAUGUAGUGUACCUUUGUUGAAAUUUUGUUAGAAUUGUAGAAAUAAUAAUAAUGGAUACUGUGGAGUCAGACAGAAGAGUUUCUCCUCUGAAGAAUUUUGUGGCAGGAGGGUUUGGUGGCAUAUGUCUCUUACUUGCUGGACAUCCGCUGGACACAAUCAAGGUCCGUCUACAAACACAGGACUGCGCUGUCUACAAAGGAACAUUUGACUGCUUUCGAAAGACUGUGUCCAAAGAGGGAAUAUUUGGCUUGUAUAAAGGAAUGGGUGCUCCACUAGCUGGUGUAACUCCAAUGAUGGCUUUGAAUUUCUUUGGCUUUGGACUGGGAAAGGAACUUCUGCAACGUGACCCAACUGUACCAGCAACGUACACACAGAUCUACUUGGCUGGGAUGCUGGCAGGGGUGUGCACCACUGUGAUUGUGGCCCCAGGAGAGAGAAUCAAGUGUUUACUUCAGAUCCUGCCCCUGGCUGGUCGAAUGAAGUAUACUGGACCAUUAGAUUGUGCUGUCAGACUUUAUAAACAACAGGGCAUUUGCAGUGUCUACAAGGGAACUAUUCUUACUUUAAUCAGAGAUGUGCCCUCAAAUGGUGUAUACUUUCUAACAUAUGACUACUUAAAACACUAUCUGACCCCUGAUGGAGAAUGUGUUCAUCACCUCAGCACAUCCAGAGUUCUUCUUGCUGGUGGGAUUGCUGGCAUGAUAAACUGGCUAAUUGCUCUGCCUGCAGAUGUGCUGAAGUCAAACUACCAAUCAGCCACAGACGGGCGUUACCAAGGUGUAAGACAUGUGUUAAGAACACUGUUAAAGGAGGAAGGAGCUCAAGGACUCUACAAAGGCUUUAGCGCAGUUAUGUUACGAGCAUUUCCUGCUAAUGCGGCUUGUUUUCUAGGUUUUGAGGUUGCUCUAAAGUACUUAAACUACAUUGCUCCAGACUGGUGAUGUCACAUUUAGAAUUGAUGUGGGUUCUUAUUUUAAUACAUUUACCCUCUGUUAUAUAUAGCAUUUCUUCAUUGAAGGGCAGGCAGGCAUGGUGGCCCAGUAAUGCACAACACAACAACAUUUCAAAAAGCAUACAUUAAGCUCACAACUCAGUGAACUUUUAGAAAGCAAACAUUGGCUGUUUCUCAAUUCCAAGAAUGCAAGUACUUCCAGGUGUCGAGAACGAACUCGGGAGACCACGAGAACAGAGAACACGUCCUGUGAGAAACAUUACAACAUUCAUACAA
Messenger RNA from Danio rerio (zebrafish), 1462 nucleotides. The record is from RefSeq and is a predicted model, not a curated record. NCBI's taxonomy places the organism in Eukaryota, Metazoa, Chordata, Actinopteri, Cypriniformes, Danionidae.